Molecule: messenger RNA, 1947 nt
Organism: Penicillium argentinense
Lineage: Eukaryota; Fungi; Ascomycota; Eurotiomycetes; Eurotiales; Aspergillaceae
Product: Zn(II)2Cys6 transcription factor
Exons: 7
Coding region: 1-1947 (648 amino acids)
Biological process (GO): regulation of DNA-templated transcription
Cellular component (GO): nucleus
Molecular function (GO): DNA-binding transcription factor activity, RNA polymerase II-specific; zinc ion binding
Source: RefSeq, a predicted model, not a curated record
AUGGCAACAUCCCCCUCAAGAAGGGCCCCCUCCGAGGACGGGCGCCCGGCCAAACGCGCCCGGCAAGCCUGCGAACCAUGUCGACGCAAGAAGACAAGAUGCCCCGGCGAAAAACCCAUUUGCUCCUUCUGUGAGCGGCUGGGCCAGAAGUGCGUGUACACGGGAUCAGAAGCUGUUGAAGAAGGGUCGGAUUUUGCAAAGAAUAUAGAAGAUCGUGUUUCGCGAAUCGAGUCGAAGCUCGAACAGCUCGUCGAAAUUGUUGCGAUACAGGAGUCUCGGUAUGCAAGCUCAGAGGCUUCUCCAGAGAUUGCCAUGACAAGAACUUUCCCUUUACAUGAACCCCCGCGGUCUGCAAUUGAUCUUUAUUUCACUUUUUGCAAUGCACAGCCAAUACUUUUAUUCCCCAAGAACAUCAAUUCGAACUCUUUUGGAAGACGAGAUCCGGAACUUGUCCUUGCCAUGGAGGCUUUAGGCCUUCGAUUUCAAGGAAGUGGCACCGCAGAAAGCCAAUUAGAGGCGAAAAUUCAAAGCCAGACGCAAAAGGCUUGCCAAAUAGUUAUGGCACGUCUGACCGACGGAACAGUGGAGCUGUCUACGAUUCAGACUCUUUGCCUUCUCAGCAUGCUGGAAUAUACAGCUGGCAAUUUGAUACGGUCUGGAUUCCAUUCCCGAAUGGCUGACUAUUUCAUUGGUGCCACCCAAAUAGGCGAACUGAGGUUUAUCAAUCGCUUGGACAAGGAGCAGGAUGAACGCAAAUUAUGCCACGCAAGUGUGAUAAUGCUCCAGAAUCUACAAGGCAAUAUAUGCACUUUUCCACCCAGAGACAAUGAGAAGACCAGCGCCGAUGGCCUCGCCUCGCCAGUAUUUGAAACAAUGAUUUCGCGAAAGGACUUUCGGAAAGGGGGCGGCGGCUUGAGGCUCGACUUUGGAAUCAAUACGGCCAACAUGCACACCAGUGAGCUAUGGGCUCUGGCGUGCAAAUACGCAACAGACCAUCGCAUCGACGCACACCCUCCAUGGCAUCCGCAAUCUGAUUAUACAAUGAUAACAUAUCGACACACCGAGCAUGAGAGCUGCAUGCCGCUGCAGUUUCGGUUACACGCAAGCCGGUUCCAAGAUCAUUCCUCGGAGGAUCUACACGCACAUCGCGACUACUGGGGCCCUUGGUUAUUUUUCCAGCUAGCCUGGCAUGCUGUUCCAUGCAUUUUGAACCAUCCAUUUCUUCUGUCUAUGCGAUUGAGAAAUUUCCGAAGGAUAAUGCCGCAGUCAUUCCUUCGAAACUCGUUCGAACAGCUCACUCUCCAUUCGGGCUGGAUAGUGCAUUUCCUCGAUCUUGUGGAAAACAAAGCAUUCGAAAUAUCCGACCCGACGUUAGGCCACUGUGUGUCUAUAGUGGCUACUAUAUACCUUCAACACAGCUUCACUGAAGACGAAGCGUUUAGUAAAAAGGCACAAACAGGCUUCGAGAAGUGUCUUCGAUUUUUGAGAGCCAUGGGUCAUAGAUGGCCGCAUAUUCGUCGGCAGGCCCAACAUCUGGAACAGCUUCGAGGCAGUAUCUCCCCCGGAGGGUUAAUGACUGAGCCCGGCUCAGCAGCAGGUGACUCUAGCGGUCGCCCCAAAUGGUCAAUAAACGUCCAGCUACUAUGGAAAAUCUUGAUUUAUCCCCACGCCAGUAAAUCGAUUGACCAUACAAAAGAUAUUCUCGGACCCUUACUGGCUAAUGAUAGUGCUAGGAGCUCAGGCCUGUCAUCUGCUGGAGGGAUUGGUGAGCCCGACUUCGCCCUUAUUGGAUCCGCCGGUCUCUCGGGCCACAAGACUGUGGCGUCUGAAUGUGUGACAUUCCCCCCGAACAAGCCGAGCAUUCUACACAGGGACAAGAAUCACUGGGCCAAAUGUCUUCAGCAAUGGACAUGCCGGGACUCCCGGAAGACCCUGUCAUGGAUUUGA